This is a messenger RNA of Trypanosoma theileri, 318 nucleotides long. RefSeq lists its product as uncharacterized. The record is from RefSeq and is a predicted model, not a curated record. Lineage: Eukaryota; Euglenozoa; Kinetoplastea; Trypanosomatida; Trypanosomatidae. The transcript has a single exon. The annotation marks the transcript as partial.
AAUGCUGAGGAAACACAACCUUCUUCUCCCACAACUUCAGAGAAAGAUAAUGCCGGUGGUUCUGAUACUGCAAACACUGGAAAUGGCACUACUUCCCCAGAGGAUGAACCUCAAAAUAACUCAUCUGAUGAGGGAGGAAAUACAGAAACAACCACCACCACCACCACAACAACAACAACAACAACAACAACACUUCCUCCUGAAUCCACAAACAACAAGAAGGGUGAUGCAGACAGCAGCAGCAGUAUCAGCAGUUCUGUGUGGGUGCGUGUACCACUACUGAUUGUGGUUACACUGGCCUGUAUUCUUGUGGGCUGA